Molecule: messenger RNA, 1407 nt
Organism: Selaginella moellendorffii
Lineage: Eukaryota; Viridiplantae; Streptophyta; Lycopodiopsida; Selaginellales; Selaginellaceae
Product: tRNA:m(4)X modification enzyme TRM13
Exons: 9
Coding region: 50-1252 (400 amino acids)
Biological process (GO): tRNA methylation
Source: RefSeq, a predicted model, not a curated record
AAUAUGCGGUAACGGGACGUGGGAUAUUCUGUUAGCGUGUCAAACACUGAUGGGCUGUGGUGUGUGGCUGCCCAGGAAGGGCAGGCAUUGCGGCGGCUCGGCGCUGCUAGGAUCCAACUACUGCGGGAAUCAUCAGCCGUCGCAAUCCAGGGUUCCAUGCCCGAUCGAUCCCUCACACACGGUUCUAGAGCACAAGAUCGCUGCGCAUCUGCGCAAAUGCCCCGCUGCCAAGCUCGAGCGCGAUGCCAAGAAUCGCCCCUAUUUCAGUCCUGGCGUCAAUGCUGGAAGCGAUUGCGAUUGCGAGGAGGAAGGGAAGGACAGUGUGGAAUCUGGCAGCAGGAGAGCGGCGGUCGAGUCGCUACCAAAGAACAAAUUCGAGGAGCUCGUGAUGAAGAUCGAGGUUGCUCACAGCAGCUGCUUUAGAUCGGAGAGAGGGACUGGCGUGUCGCUACUCCAGGAAAGCUUUGCGACGCCAUCAGCCUGUGCAAAGUGGCUGUGCUCGAACGUCGACAGGAGGCACCCUAUGCAGGAAAAGCAUAUCUCUCAGCAGGCUUCGAUGCUUGGAAACUUGGAAGAGAUCGGCUUGCUCAGGCGAAGAAAUGACGAAAGUUUUGGCGAUACUGAUCGUGGAAGGAAUGAGGAGUGCUUUAUCGAGUUUGGUGCCGGAAGAGGAUACUUGUCACACAUGCUCUCCGAUUGCUAUGCUGCGGACAACGUCAUCUUGGUCGAACGAAGAUCUUACAAAUUCAAGGCCGAUCGAACUCUUCGCUACGCAGCUGGCGUGUCUUUGUCGCGGCUUAGAGUAGACAUUGAAGAUCUUAAGCUGGAUGCUGUGGACGCUCUCCAGGGCUGCAAGAAGGUUGUGGCCGUAGGGAAGCACCUUUGUGGAGCAGCGACAGAUAUGGCACUUCGAUGUUGUUCACAGUCAAGCGUGGUUUUUGGAAUUGGUUUUGCAACGUGCUGCCAUCAUCUUUGCCAGUGGAAGGCGUAUGUGAACAAAGAGUUUUUUCAAAGCAUGGGGCUUACAAAGACCGAUUUUGAGGCUCUGGUUUGGAUGACAAGCUGGGCAUUGAGUGGAAACUGCGAUGAGAAGGCGGAGGUGGGAAUGAAGUGCAAGGAGCUUCUUGACAUGGGCAGGCUCUUGUGGCUGCAAAGGACAGGGAUGAGUACGAAGAUGGUGAAGUAUAUUUCUCCUCAAGUAUCUCCGGAGAACAAGUUCCUCAUGGCCACGAAAAGAUCCAACGAGCUUUAAGUUCCAAGUAUUGUCUAGCAGCUUUAUGUGAAUCGUCCUCACUGCAUUGUUUGGGACUGUGAAGAGAAGCUUGGUUCCUCCCCACAGCUCGAAGCACCAAGUUUCCAGCAAGUUGCUUAGUCUAUAUCUCUGUUGAAACGACGUGUUUUUAUGUG